UAUGUUUAGUAAGAGUUCGACAAUUUUAGUUAAACAACCAAUACAAAGAUUGAAUUCCAUCUCAAGACAUUUAAGCAGUGCACAAUUGACAAUGGCUCCUACUUCUAGUACAUCUAUUAAACAUUACGACUACCUUGUAAUUGGGGGUGGAUCUGGAGGUGUUGCCUCCGCUCGUAGAGCUGCCUCUUAUGGUAAGAAAGUCUUAUUGGUUGAAUCCAAGUUCAACAAAUUGGGAGGUACUUGUGUAAACGUUGGAUGUGUUCCAAAGAAAGUCAUGUGGUAUGCUGCCGAUUUGGCCCACAAGAAGCAUCAAUUAAAAUCGUAUGGUUUAUCAAAGAAUGAUGAUGAUGAAGUCAAGUUUGGGGAUUUUGAUUGGUCUCAUAUCAAGGAAAAGAGAGAUGCUUAUGUUACUAGAUUAAACGGUAUUUAUGCCAGAAAUUUGGAAAAGGAAGGUGUUGAAUAUUUGUUUGGUUAUGCACAAUUUGCCAACUCCAAUGCUGAUGUGGAAGUCACCUUAAGCGGUGAUCAAGAAUUAGGAUUCCUUGAAGAAGGUAAGAAAUACGCAAAGGAUGAAAAGUUAUUAUUUUCUGCUGAUAAGAUUUUAAUUGCCACUGGUGGUCAACCAAUUGUCCCUCCAAAGGUUGAAGGAUCUGAAUUUGGUAUUACUUCUGAUGGGUUUUUCGCAUUGGAAAAGCAACCUGAAUCUGUUGCCGUUGUUGGUGCUGGAUACAUUGGUGUUGAACUUUCCGGUGUUUUCCAAAGUUUGGGCUCCAAGACUCAUUUGGUCAUCAGAGGAGACACUGUAUUGAGAUCCUUUGACGAAGCUAUUCAAGACACUGUCACUGACUACUACACUGACAAGCUUGGUGUUAAUGUCAUCAAGCAAUCUGGAAGUGUUACCAAGGUCGAAAAGACCACCUCAGGUAAGAAGAAGGUUUACUUGGGUAACGGUGAAGUAUUAGAAGUUGAUGAAUUAGUUUGGACUGUAGGUAGAAAGUCAUUGGUUAACAUUGGUUUGGAGAAAGUUGAUGUUAACGUUAAUGACCAUCAACAAGUUAUUGUUGAUGAAUAUCAACAAUCGUCUAACCCUAAGAUUUUGUCAUUAGGUGAUGUUGUUGGUAAUGUUGAAUUAACUCCUGUUGCCAUUGCCGCUGGUCGUAAGUUGUCUAACAGAUUAUUUUCUGGCAAGAAAGAAUUUGCCGAAGAUAAGCUUGAUUACACAAAUAUUCCUUCAGUUGUCUUCUCCCACCCAGAAGCUGGAUCUAUUGGUUUAACCACCAAGCAAGCAAAGGAGAAGUACGGUGAAGAAAAUAUCAAAAUCUAUCAAUCUAGAUUCACUUCUAUGUACUACGCCAUGAUGGAAGAUGACUCCUUGAAGUCUCCAACUUUCUACAAGAUCAUUGUUGCUGGUGAAGAUGAAAAGGUUGUUGGUCUCCAUAUCAUUGGGGAUGACAGUGGUGAAAUCUUACAAGGUUUUGGUGUUGCCAUUAAAAUGGGAGCCACCAAGAAGGACUUUGACAGCUGUGUUGCUAUCCAUCCUACUUCUGCUGAAGAGUUGGUCACUAUGAGAUAGAUAUCUACGAG
Molecule: messenger RNA, 1584 nt
Organism: [Candida] anglica
Lineage: Eukaryota; Fungi; Ascomycota; Pichiomycetes; Serinales; Debaryomycetaceae
Source: the annotation of a GenBank genome assembly